GUGGCGCACACAGUCCCCUGGGGGACCUCAGAAAUGCACCUGUUGCUAAAUGUUUCAGCAUUUGUCCACACGGCGGAGAAAAGGCUUCUAAUAUCCCUGCGUCCUGCGGGAGAAGUGUGUAGAAACAGCGAGCAUCUCGCUUUGGACUGUUCCGAAAAACAUCAUUCGCAUUCUCGAUUUUAUAUCCGCUGCAAAGACACGCACUGGUGGACAGAAACCGGGAGCAUGUCAAGUCAUCGUGAUAACACCGGGCAGGGGCAGCCUGCUCAAGUUUGAGCCUGUCCCAGAAUGCACCAGCUGUUCCGUCUAGUGCUGGGACAGAGAGACCUGUCCCGUGCAGGAGACCUCUUCUCUCUGCAUGACAGCGAGAUUGAAGACUGUCUGUCCCAAGCCCUGGAGGAAAUCAAAGUCAUAUCCUGUUCACCAGACUAUUUGACCAGUGACAAUGACCAAGCGGUGGUGGAGAUCUGCAUCACGCGCAUCACUACAGCCAUUAGGGAAACAGGUUCGAUUGAGAGGCACGGAGCAGCUCUUGUGUCCCUGUGGGAGUCUUGUCUCGAGCAUAACCUCCAGCCGCAGGGCAAAGAUGAAGACACACCCCAUGCCAAGAUCGCCUCCGACAUCACCAGCUGCAUCUUGCAGAAUUACAACAGGCCUCCAGUGAUGGCGUUAGCGGUUCCUGUGGCAGUGCGGUUCUUGCAGCAGGGGAACCAAGAGCUGAGCAGAAACAUGUCCAGCUACUUGUCACUGGCUGCCAUUGCUAAAGCGGAACUCCUGGCCCAACACACAGAGGCCAUCACCCGCAGCGUGCUGGGAGGUAAUGCCAUGCUGCUGAGAGUGCUGCCAUCUGUGUAUCCACGACAGCCAGAGCCCAUCCAUCAACACAUCCGUGAACUGACGGCGAUGAUGUCCCAGUUGGACCAGUCCGGCAGACAGCACCUGCUCAGACUACUGCAGAUGAUCUCUGAGCAUCACCCCUUGGUAUUGUCGUCUUUGGUGCCAUCGUUGAUUGGUUACAUCAGUGACAGUGAUCUCAGUGACACUGCCUUGGGAGUGCUGGUGAACAUGGCUCAGGCAAACCCCGCCUCUCUCGUUUCCUUCCUGUCCACCCUAAGAAUUGUGGGUCAGAAGAACCCUUGGUUGUUGGGACACAUCGCUAAGAUCCAUGGGGCAGUGGGUCUGACUAGUGAGGUCCAGGCUCGCAGGGCGCUGCAGUAUCUGGUGUCACUGUUAGCAAGUAUGGAGCACAGUGCCCAUCACACACUACUGCUGGAAAUCCGCUGCCUGACCGAUCGCUACACCUCCAUCCUGGGAGGCGGAGUAAAAGACAUCUACCGCAUGAGCAACAGUUUCACCGCCAUUGCGCGACUUUUGGGACGCAAGCUGGAAGAUGACAGUACACUUAGCAGAGAGGAGGAGAAUGUGCGGGAUUUGUCCAGGCCAUGUGAAGCCGAGUCUAGUUCUGACAUGUUUGCUGAGAACCAGCAUCUGCAGGUGAAGAUCCAGGCUUUCGAACAGAAGAUUGGGGAUGAGGUGGAGGAGUUUGAGGGAGACGGUGCUUCCCCUGGUCCUCAGAGACGCCACAGUCUGUGUCAGGCAGCACAAGACGAGCGCAGAGAGAUGAGGUUCAACAGGUCAAAGAGUCUGGCUCUUCACGCUGUACGCACGCGAUCCAUUAACUCUGACAGCAGUCCAGAGGGAGAAAGGGUGGAUCUGAGCGCAGAACUCUGUGUCUGUGAGGCCAGUCCCAGCCCAGAGACCCGUCCUGCCCUCACGAACCUGCAGGAGAGCCACAAACUCACAGAGACUCAACCUGACACAUCUCCAAACAGUGAGGGGCAAAAGGUGCUGGUUGGAGACCCCCAGGAGGGAGAUAGACUCUGGAUCCAUCUAAGAGACAACAUGGAAGAAAUCAAAAACUUCUGUGCGGAAAUGAUCAAACAGAUCCCCAUACCUGAGCACUGUGUCAUUGAAGACUCACAUCGUGGCUGUGUAGCUAAGUUGUCCUUCUCCUGUCCACUGAAAGGACACUACUGCCUCUACGGGAAGUCCUGUUUCUCUCUGUGUAGCCACCAGCCACACCUCUGGAUCCAAAUCAUGCUACUGGCACUGCAGAGUAAAAUGAGCGAGGCGUUGUGCUGUCAGGAUGAGUGUGUUAAGCAGCUGAGGAAACUUUGGGAGAAAACACAGCUGACGGGAGCUCACAGCUUUGAACUGGCCAUGACCCAGGCAACUGUUCCUCACAAGAAGGAUGUGGACAGUUUGCAGAUGCAUCUGGAGGAGGUCCGUUUCUUUGACCUGUUCAGCUACAGUGAAGAGGAGGGUGGCUGGCUCUGUUUCAUGUGCAGUAACCCUGAGAAAGCAACAGUUGUUAACCAGGAUGGCCAGCCACUCAUUGAGGGGAAGCUGAAGGAGAAACAAGUGCGCUGGAAGUUCAUCAAAAGGUGGAAAACACGUUAUUUCACCCUCGCCGGCAACCAGCUUCUCUUUCGAAGAGGAAAAUCGAAGGAUGAACUGGACAACAGCACAAUUGAACUAAGCAAAGUGCAAAGUGUUAAGGUGGUUGCAAAGAAAAGACGUGACCGCAGGCUGCCCAGAGCCUUCGAGAUCUUCACCGACAGCAAAACCUACGUGCUGAAAGCUCAAGAUGAGAAGCAUGCCGAAGAGUGGCUGCAGUGCAUCAAUGUGGCUGUGGCGCAGGCCAAAGAACGUGAGAACCGCGAGGCCACCACAUAUCUGUGAUGCUUGUUCUGAUGAUCAAAAGCCAGAUGGUUAUGUCUUAAUGCCACGUUAACCACUAACCCAUGUUUGAGAAACCCUUGAAUUUUACUGCCAGCUCCUCUGCGCUCUCAGUAUACAGCAAGAGCCAAUAUAAUCUUGACAGCAAUAAUAUCAUACUACAUUUAGCACUUUCGUCAAAUCACGUGAACUGUUACAUCAUAUAAAAUAAUUGAGCUGGAUUGAUUUCACAAAAGGACCAAAAGCAUCAAGAAGUGCCUCUAAUAAUCAGCAGAUGAAAUCAUUCACCACUGGGGAUACGGAUGUGUAAAUGGAAUGGCAAAACAGAUCUUGGUACACACUGUUCUUUGGCCGCAGGAACUUGCGUGUCAGAAAUGUUGAUCAAUGUCUCCUUGAAUAACACAGAGGACCUCUCCGAAGUUCUAGAGAACCGCAGAACAAUGGCGGUGAAAGAAAUUCGUUCCACUGGUAUCUGCUUGAGAGCUGCGUUUCGUGCGCUGGGGUGGGCUUUCAUGUCUUAAGGCAAAGUUUGUCCCUUUUUCUCCAUGGAUGAAUACUAGUUAUGUUGUACAGUAACAGUGACUCAGAUUGAAGCCUUUUAUCUAUUUAUAGUAAUAAUUAUUUUGUCAUGCAAAGACACAUUGGGUCUCUUACAAUAAGUUCUGCCAUAUGACAAAUGGUUUUGGCUCUAGAAUGUUUAGAUUCAGAGAGAACAGAGGGUGAAAUUAUAUCUCUAUCUUUUUCUGCUUCAGUGUUGAUGUAGUUACUGUGGUUUGGCUUCUGAAGAUUAUCGUGCUUCUGGACACUAACCUUUUUUUUUUUUUUUAAUGCAGUGGGGUGAAUUCCCUGAAAAGUAAUAUAACUUUUGCCAGUGUUGUUUUGGUGCCAGUAAAGGAAUUAAAUUAGACAAUGACUCAAACAUACCCACAGAAUUAGUACUGAACACAGUGUGCUCACAUUGAACGUACAUUAAUUCAGAAAUUAAACAAGUGGCAGCCACAUCAUGGCCGAUUGCACCACAUACAAAACAUGAAAUGUCCCAGGCCUGAUCCUCUCUCUCGCUCCACUGGCAUCACUUCUUUUUCUGGCAUCUCUUCAUAUAGUUCCUCUGUGAGACUUGAGACUGCUCAUUAGUCCUCACGCCACCGUCCUCGAUCCAUUCCAAUGACUCUCAUCCCUGACCUGUUUGCAACGAUCAUAUUAUACACAGAGGUCUCUCUGAGGUAUCUAUGCUUUAAUGCUUUCUCUCUGAUAAACUGGCCACUUUGAUUCUUCACUUGAGCCUUUUUUUUUGGAUGACUUUAUUCAAAAUGAGAAUAUUUAUUGAUUUUUAAAGAACUGAAGCAGUUUAUGAUGGGAUGUCUGACAUGAAACAGUCGGCCUUUACAUUGUAGCAUUUGAUUCUGUCAUUAAAUAUUGACAAAGUAGUGUUUUUUGUGACAAAAAAGACAAAAAUAGGUUAAUAGUGUGAAAAGCCCAAUUUUAGUUGAAAUUCUCAACAUCCAAAAAACAAACAGAAGUAUCUCCACAGAUGUUUCUUGUUUUGCUUCACAGUGUUGAGUUCCUCUGUUUAUUUGCUUGAGUUGACAGCGUAAUCCAGUCAGGAUGCAUGUCAGCAUCUUGUAGUGUUUAUUUAGCUCUCACACCCUUAAGGGCCCAUAAGGGCUUUCAGCUCAGCAAGGUGCCUCAAGGUCCCUAGAUGUGUGUAGACCCAAAAAACACAUUUAUAUUUCCAUGGUUUGUUACAAUUUUUUGUUCCAUGUGUUGGGGUCUCUGAGCCAAAUUCCUAUUUAUUUUGAAAGGGUUUUUUUUUUCUUGUGUUUUUAGUUCAUCUGAUUUCAAAUGCACUUCCAGGCAGCUGUAUAAAUAAUCUGCCCAAUUACAUACUAAAUGAAGGUGUGCACAUGUGCACAUGACCUCUGUGACAUGAGCAUGGCUUAUUUUAGUGUUGUUUCUCCUGAGGGACGAAUGUCUAUUUUCCUUGUAUUGAAUGCUGGAGGGUUUAGUCCUCUGAUGAACAUACUGCUGUUGUUAUUUUUUGUUGUUGUUAUUGUUUUUUUAAAUACUGGAAUGUACAGUGAAAGAACUGGAAGAGCCG
This is a messenger RNA of Carassius auratus (goldfish), 4837 nucleotides long. RefSeq names its product ventricular zone-expressed PH domain-containing protein-like. The record is from RefSeq and is a predicted model, not a curated record. The transcript is spliced from 14 exons. Gene Ontology annotation, biological process: regulation of signal transduction. Gene Ontology annotation, molecular function: phosphatidylinositol-5-phosphate binding. The coding region runs from base 289 to 2742 and encodes 817 amino acids. Lineage: Eukaryota; Metazoa; Chordata; Actinopteri; Cypriniformes; Cyprinidae. Gene Ontology annotation, cellular component: plasma membrane.